Molecule: messenger RNA, 3219 nt
Organism: Adineta steineri
Lineage: Eukaryota; Metazoa; Rotifera; Eurotatoria; Adinetida; Adinetidae
Source: the annotation of a GenBank genome assembly
AUGUCUUCUAUUAUUCAUAAUAAUUCGAAUAGUCCAAGAUCUGAUACAUCGAAAUAUAAUAUUCAUAUCGUUGUUGAUAAUUCCAAUCUUUUUAUUGGUGCUCAAGUAGGACAAGGUGAAGAUGGAAAACUAAACGCUGCUAUUCGUAUUAGUAUUGCAAAUCUAGUUAAUGUUAUUGAAGAAAAUAUAGAAGUAGAUAAUAUUAAAACAAGAAUUGUCGGUGGUAGUGUUCCAUCACGUAAUGCACGUGUUUGGGCUGAAUGGGAAAGAUGUGGAUAUGAAUGUUUACUUGGUGAAAGAAGUAUUAGUAAUAAAGAAGUAUUCGUAGAUGAUAUGCUACAUUCACAAAUUCAAAAUUUAAUUUUAAAAAACAAAUCUUCUGAAGAUUGCAAACAACAUUUGAUAUUAAUCACUGGAGACGGAGGGAAAAAUGGUAAACGGACGAAUUUUCCUAAUAUUAUAUCAUUAGCAUUAAAUAAUAAAUGGACUGUAGAUUUAUGGUCAUGGAAAGCAUCAUUAAGUCGUGAAUUUGCUAAUAUUCAAAAAAGACAUUCACCGAAUAUGAAAAUUAAUUAUCUUGAUACUUACAGAACAGAAAUAACUUUUCAAGAAAAACAAAAACAAGAACAACAAGAUCGAGAACAAGAACAACAGAAUCAACAAGAACAAGACCAACAAGAUCAAGAACAAGAUCAACAAGGUCAAGAACAAGAACAACAAAAUCAACAAGAACAAGAACAUGAACAACAAAAUCAGCAAGAACAAGAUCAAAAAAUCAAGAAAAAGAAAAAGAAAAACAAGAUCAAGAUCAACAAGAACGACAGCAACAAAAACAACAAAAUGAUUUAUAUAUAUAUAUUAUGGCUUAUUCUUCCUCUAUAUGGUUUGAAAUUAACACGAACUGAACGUCAUCAUUAUACACCUGGAACAUUAUUCAUGGUAUUCGGCUCAUGUGCAAAUAUAUUAUCUUUAACAACACAAUAUAUCCCAUACUUUCAUACGUUUACAGAAGCAUUAGCUACUGGAAGUUUUGUAUUUGAUAUGAUCCAACGAAAGUCAAAAAUUAAUGUUUCGGAUGACGAAGGUAAGAAACUAGAAACAAUCCAGGGUGAUAUCGAAUUUAAAGAUGCAACAUUUAGUUAUCCUACACGGCAAGAAUCUUAUAUUUUACAAAAUUUCUCAAUGAAAAUACCAUCUGGUAAAACGGUUGCUUUAGUUGGAGCAUCCGGUUGUAGCAAAAGUACUAUUAUUCAACUGAUACAACGUUUCUAUGAUACAGGCAAUGGUCAAAUAUUGUUUGAUGGACAUGAUAUAAAAACAUUCAAUGUACCUUGGCUUCGUUCACAUAUUGGAAUUGUUAGUCAAGAACCGGUUCUAUUUGAUGGAUCAAUUGAAGAGAAUAUUCGGCUAGGAAAAUUAGAUGCAACAGAUGAGGAAGUUAUUGCUGCAGCUAAAUUAGCUAAUGCACAUAAUUUCAUUAUGGAUUUUCCUGAGAAUUAUAAGAUAAUAUCAGGUGAUAAAUUAAGUGGUGGUGAAAAACAACGAGUUGUUAUUGCUCGUGCACUCAUUUCGAAUCCAAAAAUCUUGUUGUUAGACGAAGCAACCAGUGCAUUAGAUUAUACAAGUGAACGAAUUGUACAAGAUGCAUUAGAUAAUGCAAAACAAGGUCGAACAACAAUUGUUAUUGCACAUCGUCUAAGUACUAUUCGAAACGCAGACAUAAUUAUUGGAUUGAAUAACGGACAAAUAGUUGAGCAUGGAACACAUGAUGAACUAAUGGAAAACAAAGGACUUUAUUAUGGAUUAGUGAAUAAACAAGGUGUAGAUGGACAAUAUGAAUCGUCAUCUGAGACAGAUACAAAAGAAGAAGCUAAAAUAAAACAAUCAUACACUCGAAGAUUAUCCACUAUUCGUAAAAAGAUCAGAGAAUUGAGCGAUUCCAUAGAAGAGAAAGAAAUUGAUGAUACUGCAACAUCAUCGUUCGAUGAUUCUGCGGAGAAAAAACAAAAAAAAACAUCCCUUCUUUUUGGUGCUAUUCAACCAACGUUUGCAUAUUUAUAUUCGGGAAUUUAUGGUGCAUUUACUGAAUCAAAUGAGAAUAAACAGAAACGAUUAAUGAACAUGUUUACGCUUGGUAUUUUCUUUGCGGGUGUUGUUGGUGCACUUUGUCAAUUUAUUUUCAAUUUUGCAUUUGGAAAAUCUGGUGAAGAACUUACAGCACAAAUAAGUUAUUAUGAAAUGAAAGAAAAUUCUAUUAAUGUUCUAAGUACACGUCUGGCAUCAGACGCAGCAGCUAUUAAGGGAUCAACAGGAAUUCGUAUCGGUAUUCUUAUGCAAGGAUUCAGUGCAAAAAAUAUGUGUCGUUUACAUAUAAGAGCAUUGGGUGCAGCUGUUGCUAGUUCUGUGAUCUUCUUUAUCUUUGCUGUUACUUUUUCGUAUGGUAGUAUACUUGUUCAAAACGGGGAAAUGACUUUUCAAAAUGUAUUUAGUUAUCCUGAAUGCAGUAAUAAAAAUUGGCAAGCAACAGGGAAGAACGCAGCUUAUUCUAAAGCGAGACAUGCUCCAAUGCGAAUUCUAAAACUAAUCAAACGUACAUCACAAAUUGAUCCUUAUGAUGAUUCAGGCAUUAUUUUAGAUAAUAUCACAGGUCAAAUCGAAUAUCAAAAUGUCUAUUUUCGAUAUUCAUCAAGACGAGAUGUUCAGACACUUAAAAAUUUUUCAUUAACAUGUAUGAACAAUAGUUCUACAGCUCUUGUUGGACCAUCAGGAAGUGGAAAAUCAACAACUAUUGAUUUAUUACAACGAUUCUAUGAUCCAUUAGAAGGAAAAAUUCUUUUUGAUGGUUAUGAUAUUCGUACACUUAACAUUAAAUGGUUUCGUUCAUUAAUGGGUCUUGUUCAACAAGAACCAGUUCUAUUCAAUAUUUCAAUACUUGUCAUAGCUCGUGCCUUAAUUCGUUCUCCAAAUAUUCUUCUUUUUGAUGAAGCAACAUCAGCAUUAGAUAAUAAGAGUGAAUCAAAAAUUCAAGAAGUAUUAGAAAAUAUAAGUAUGAAUCGAACAAGUUUGACAAUUGCUCAUCGUUUAUCAACAAUUCAAAAUUCAGACAAAACUAUUGUUAUUGAUAAAGGUCAAAUGCAGGAAGAAGGUACACAUAAUGAAUUAUUGAUAUUAAAUGGAAUCUAUUCAAAGAUGAUUAAAUCUCAAACUAAAUCAACUUAG